CGCCUGUAGUGGCCGUGAUGAGGACCCGAGCGAGGUCGUGGAGCAGGGGGCAAGACACUGGCGUGUCUGUGAUCCAUCAGUGUGAUCUGGGGCUGGGAACGGGGCGAGUGGUCGUUAGCGAGUUGGGGGGCUCUGGAGUGACUCUGUUGUAAGGGGCUGUGGGCGGAGGCCUAGCCUGGAGGCGGGGCCGGGAUGGGGGUGCGGGAGCCCCCGGAGGCUGCCCUCCGCGUGUGGGAGAGGGUGAGUGUGCCGUCGGGGAGGCAGCUUGAGGGCGGCUUCGCCGGAAAAACGGACUCUGGUGACCGGUGACUGAGGCGCCUUUGGGUUGGCAAGUGGUAAGGCCUUUGUGGGGAGUCCGUUUUGGGGGUGUUUAGAGGGCUCAGGAUUGGCGGGCCGAGGAUUUCAUUGACUGGAAGGCCUGUGGGUUCGUGACAGUGUUGGAUUUCACGCAGGAAGGUUGAGAAAUCUCCCCCACUCCCCCGUGUGUCCAGGAAAGACCUCGCUGCGGAGAACCGCCUUGCCUGGAUGACCCCGGAACACAUGCCCCCUUGUUGGCCUAUGACAAGGCCAGAUACCAGUCCUCCAAACUCUCAUCCUGUGCCUCAUCAGCGGCUAGCUGGACUGUAGUCCCUGCUGAUCGAUGGGUUUGACAAGGGGUCUGGAUGCAAGUUGUGAAUGAGCGGACAGUGGGGGUAGGAAUUGGAGGUACCAGCCUAUUGGUGUUAAUGCAGAGCUGGUGGCCCUUUUGGGUGAUGAUUAGGAGGACUGUAGGGGUGUUAGUGAGUGGUGGGUGAGCAUGGGGUAGAUUAGAAAAUGGGGUCUCAUGGAAAUGAAUGGUUAGGGCCCCUGUACGAUUAGGGAUUGGCCAUCCCUUGGGUGUAGUGAUGGGGGCUAGCAAGCCUGAGGGGGCUCUGUGAGAACAGUGACUGGGGCACUUUUAGGGUGAGUGGAUGGGUAACUGUAGGAUUUCACUGACUCCACUUCUAGUCAACAAAUAGAAUAAAUUCUGUCAAGAUUAUUGGGUAGGAGUGUGGGGGAUCCAGUGAUGGGUUUCGUGGCGUCAGUGUCGAGAAGCUAGUGGGAAUCAGUGAUGAGAGGCUGACCAUGGCUGGUGUUUGGGGCUGAGUGAGGAAGAGCCUGGAAUGAUCAGGAAUCAAGGGUCCUGUAGAUACCUGAUUGGGGGUGGGGUUGUGGAGAGACUUUGGAUUUCAUUGAUGGAUGCACUCCUGUGUCACCUGGGGGUUGAUGAUUGGGGGCUUUGCUAGAGGAGUCCCUGGGGAUGUGUAUGUGUAACUGAAGGUCCAGGAGGGACAGCCUGUAAAGUCAGCAGUCAGGGUCCUGGUGGGAUGAGGGGCAAGUGGGAGAAGUGAUAGGCUUGUGGCGCUGUGUGGCCUGGAGACUUGUGAGGGCUCUGUUGUGGUCAGUGAAUGAGGGGCUGGAGAAUUCUCAGGUGGUCAGUGUGGGUAAGUGGGAGCCUCUGAGUGCUGAAGUUCCGUCCGUGGGCUGGGGUGGCAGGGGGCUUCAGUCAUUCUGUGGGGGCUUAUGUGUGAUUGAGGCCAUCUUUGGUGAUAGGACCUCUGUGAGUUGUGCUUGUGGGUUUGGGUGGGUCCCAAUGAGUGUUGGUCACGCAUUGGCUCAGGCAAGACUCUCACAUAGUGACUUCUGUUGAAUGACAUACUCUUUUGUUCUGUGGUUCUUCUCAGCCAGCACAUCACGUUGUUGGUUUGUGAUGGCUCCUUUUACUGGAAUAUUUCCUUAUGUUCUCAGUGACCCUAUUGGCCAUAAGGCCUCCCCCUUGCUGGCUGAGUCCCUGUGUCCUCCUCCAUCCCUGAAGCACCUUCAGCUCUGUCUAGCUCCAGCCCUCUUGAAUGUAGUGCUCUGUGAUGGGCCUGUUCUUCCCACAGCCUUCCGCUUCCUGCUCACUGUCUGCACAGGGCAUGGGCUCGGCUGACUGAGCUGUGUAGGGUUCCUGAGCAUGUGGUUUUGAGCACAGCCUUGUCUCAUCUCUUUCCAGCCCUCAGCCCAACUUGGGGUGGGUUGUAACUGCCUCGAGGGGCUGGUGUUCUGGCUCUGCUCUUGUUAGCUGCCCUGGGGCAGAACUCGGCAGUUGGCUAACAUCCGGGCAUAAUUUUCUCUCUUCAUCUGUGGCUGACUUUUCACUAUAUCCAUUGGGACAUUGGAGACCCCCCUCCCCUGCGCUUGAGUGAAACAGUGCCUUUAGACAAAGAGCUCUUGCUGUCCAUCUUGUACAGGUACUAUACCCUCUCUUUGUUCAGCUUAUUUUCUGGAAAGGUGCCUGCUGACCCGUCCACCAUGCUCGGGCUUCCUCGCUAGCCUGACAGCCUGCAGAGACAAAGCUCAGCAGCCAUUCCUGGACCCCAGGUAUGUUCUUAGGAAGGAAAUAACAUCUCUGUGCGAUUUUAUGCCUCUGAAGUCCCUGGCUCUUGUCUCCUCUCUGGUUGAAUGUAAGUGACCUGGUCCAUGAGCAGUGAAGGAAUUCAAGGUGUAAGUAUGUGCCAUGACUGAGGAACGAGAAAACUCAAGCAAGAUAAGAAAGAAGAGGCCUCAGGACUAGGGGUGCUCUCUUAGUUUACAGACAUUUGACCAGAAGCCUCUCUCCAGAGCAUCAGGACAGACAGGAGUCACAGAACGGAGCCGAUUUUCCAAGCCGCAGAAAAUGAUCAAGUCACAGAUCUCCUUUGAGGAUGUGGCUGUGGGCUUCACGUCGGAGGAGUGGCAGCUACUCAACCCUUCUCAGAAGAGCUUGUACAGAGAGGUGAUGUUGGAGAACUACAGCAAUCUAGUUUUCUUGGGUUAUCAAAUUAUCAAACCUGAUGCGAUUUUCAAGCUGGAGCACAAAGAGCCGUGGAUAAUAGACGAAGAAGUUCUAAAUCAGAACUUUUCAGAAGAAGUCUGGCUAGAUAACAGUCUCAAAAUGUGGCACCAGGAUAAUCAAGACAAGCUUAGAAGUGUGGAGAGAGGCCAUGAAUAUGAUAUUUUUAGGAAAAUAUUUCAUUCAAGCAUUAACUUUGUUCAUUUAGGAAUGAAACCCCAUAAAUGUGCCACAGGUGAAAAAAGUCUGAAACAUCCUUUUGAGUUUCUUAUUCCAAAAAAUAACCAUGGAAGAAAGAAACUUGAUGAGCUCAAUAAGAAAUAUUUAUUGUAUGUCAAAGCUGAUAGAACCCAUGGUGAAAUGCCAUACUGUGAUUGCAGUAAAUGUAGGAAGGCUAGCAGGACAGGGUCGUGGCCCAUUGCAAACCGUAGAAUGCACACAGGAGUCCAUUUAUGCAUGGAGUGCGGCAGCAUUUUCAGUAAGAAGUCACAGCUCAUCAUACACCAGCGGACGCACACGGGAGAGAAGCCCUAUGGAUGCAGCGAAUGCGGGAAAGCCUUCUCCCAGAAGUCACUGCUCACUAUUCAUCAAAGGACUCAUUCAGGAGAAAAACCAUAUGGAUGUGGUGAAUGUCAGAAAGCUUUCAGUAGGAAGUCCCUGCUCAUUUUACACCAGAGGACGCACACGGGAGAGAAGCCCUAUGGAUGCAGUGAGUGUGGGAAAGCCUUCAGCAGGAAGUCGCAGCUCAAGAGACAUCAGAGAACCCACACAGUCGAGAAGCCCUAUGGCUGCAGUGACUGUGGGAAAGCCUUCUCCCAGAAGUUAAAGCUCAUUACCCAUCAGAGAACCCACACAGGAGAGAAGCCCUAUAAGUGUAGUGAUUGUGGGAAAGCCUUCUUCUGGAAGUCACAGCUGAUUACUCAUCAGAGGACUCACACGGGGAAGAAACCAUACGCAUGUAACGAGUGCACAAAAGCCUUCAGCAGGAACUCGCUGCUCAUCAGACAUCAGAGGAUCCACACAGGGGAGAAACCCUAUGAGUGCAGCGAGUGUGGGGAAGCCUUCAUCAGAAAGCCACAGCUUAUCAAGCAUCAACUAACUCACACGGGAGAGAAGAACUACCAGUGUGCUGAUUGUGAAGAAGCAUUCUUUAAGAAGUCAGAGUUAAUCAGACAUCAGAAGACUCACUUAGGGGAGAAACCCUACGGAUGUGUUGAAUGUGGAAAAACCUUCUUUGGGAAGUCACAGCUCCUAACGCAUCAGAGAACUCACACUGGAGAGAAACCGUAUGAAUGCAGUGAGUGUGGAAAGGCCUUCACCCAGAAGUCAAGCCUGAUUUCACACCAGAGGACACACACAGGGGAGAAGCCCUAUGAGUGCACGGAGUGUGGGAAGACCUUCAGUGAGAAGUCAAGCCUCAUUCAUCACCAGAGAACCCAUACUGGAGAGAAACCCUUCGAAUGUAGUGAGUGUAGGAAAGCUUUUGCCUGGAAGCCACAGCUUCUUAGACAUCAAAGAAUUCAUACAGGGGAGAAACCCUAUGAAUGCAGUGAGUGUGGGAAGGCCUUUGUUCAGAAAGUGCAGCUCAUUAAGCAUCAGAGAAAUCACACAGGAGAGAAAACCUAUGGAUGCAGUGAUUGUGCAAAAGCCUUCUUUGAGAAGGCACAGCUCGUUAUCCAUCAGAGAAUUCACACGGGAGAGAGACCCUAUAAAUGUGGUGAAUGUGGGAAGUCUUUCACUAGAAAGUCUCACCUUAUGAGGCAUCAGAGAAUUCAUACAGGAGAUAAAUACUAUGGGUGCAGUGAGUGUGGGACUGCUUUCGGCAGGAAGUCGCAGCUCAUGAUUCAUCAGAGGACUCACGUCCUCUAGAAACCAUGUGAAUGCUGUGAACUUGGAACAUUUACUGUCAGACGUCAUGCCUUCUGACACGUCCGAGGACACACACACGGGAGGAACCCUGUCAGUGCACUGGGAAGGCAGGUCUCACCCAACAAUUUGGAGAGGAGGGAAUUUGUUUAAGUAGACAGUGUAAGAGAGCCUUCUCCCAGAACACACAGCUUGUUACACAUUAAUGACUUAACGUGGAAGUCUUAACCAGUAUUGUGGUAGUACGGACCCUUGUAGUGAGAAGUGACAGCUCAUUGUUAGAGGACCUACGCUUGAGGAGAAACUGGACUGUUGUAAAAAGCAAGUGAGAGGUUUCAUCAAGAAAGGAUAACUCACAGUACACUAGAGAGUGCAUACACAAAAUACUGAAUAGUAUGAAUUAGAGAUUUCAAUACGGAGAAGUCCUCAUGUGAAGAAUUUUGAUAAGCAUGAUCCUGUUGAAGGAAUUCUAUAACAUUGUGUUUGUUGUAUGUAAGUUAUAAAAAAUAGUUAUUUUUAAAAGUUAGUUGUGUUUUAAGUGUGAAGACUUCUGCUUUCCGCUAUGGUGGUACGGCAAGGACCAGAUUACUCCCCUGCCUUCGACAUCUAGAAACUGUAAAAUGUAUGUGAAAGAAUAGUUUUGAGACCUAUGGCAAGCAGAAGUUUGUGAUCCUCGGCAGAAGGUGGACAGAGUGAGGUGAGCCCCACAACAGCCCAGCCUAGCGCCUGGUGGCAGCUCCCAGGCUGCUGUUCAGGGGAAAGGAACACGUGGUCUCGUCAAAGAGAGCUGCUGACAUGGCCUUUGGGGAGGCCACAGUAGCUAGAAUUUGCAGGGAAAGGAGAAGAGGGAGCUUUCCAGAGAGAGGGCUGCAGAAAUCUAUGAGGAGUCCCCUUGAGUCUUUUGGCUUAGUGCUGAUUUGCAUGUGUGUGAAAGGAAAAGGCGUGCUGGAAAGCAGGCGGCAGAACAAUUCCCAGAAGUCAGUGCCGGGCUGGGAAUAAAGUUCCCACCAGCUGGAUUGGAACAGCUUUGAACACAUGGGGCAUCGUUAGGGUUCCCCGCAGAGUAUGAUCUUGUGAAGUAACUGACCCUAGAUUAAAAGCUGCUCUGGACCCACAAUGUCUGGCAUCUAAACACUUUCCUGACAUGCAAAGAAAUUAUGAGAAUACGACUUGUAACCAGGACAAAAAUGAAUCAGUAGAAAGAGACAUAGAAGAGACUGGAGCACUUGGCAUUGGACAAGGGUGUUCAAGCAGCUCUUUCGAAUAUAGAGGAAAAUAUGAACAUGACAAGACCAGAAUGGAAGGUGUAUUUUUAAAAGCCCAAGUGGAACAUCUCAGGAUGAAAACAGCAGUAUCUGAAAAUUAAAAAAACAAUGACCAAAAAAACCCAACUCUGAGUGAAAUUAAGAACAGAUGAGACAUAGAAGAAGAAAAAUUGAUGAAUUUAAGUAAGAAUAUAAACUGUCCAACUGAUGAACAGAGAAAAAAAGCCUGGAAGAAAAGAGAGGAGGGGAGCAGAGUCCUAGAAGGAGAGGACGGGGAAGAGAAGUAACAAAGUAUCUGAAUAAAUAAGGGCUGAAAUUGUUACCAAUGGGAUGAAAAGUGUCACUCCACAUAUUCAAGGAGUUCAAAGAACCCCAAACAAGAUACAUAAAAAAAAUCCUGCUAAUGGACAUCAUAGUCAAAUGGAUGAAGAACAGUUGUAAAGCGCCUCGGGAAAGACAGGACGCGCUCACAGAACAGAGUAGGACAGCUUGCUCCCGGGCAGAGACUGCUCAAGCCACAGGACAGUAGAGUGAGUGACCACUUCGGAUUACUGAGGGAAAAAAUAAAACCCCUGCAACCUGGCGUUUGUCUAUUACCCAUCAGAAAUAUCUUUCAAAAAUUAAAGGAAAAAAAGACUUUUUCAGGAAAACAAAAUCAAAGAGAAUGUAUCAGCUGUAGGCCUUCCUUCAGGAAAAUUUAAGUAAGUUUGGGGGCAGCAGGAAAAUAAUCCUAGGUGGAAAUGUGUAUCUACAGGAAGAAAUGAAGAGUUCUGGGAAUGGUAAAUAUCUGGGUAAAUAUAAAAGAUUUUUUUCUCAUUUUAAAAUCUUUUAAAAAGGUAAUCGAUUGCUUAAAGCCAAAUAGUGACAAUGUAUUGUGGGUUAUGAUCUAUUUAGAAGUAAAUUAUGUACCAACAACAACACUUAUGGGUGAAUUUUCUAGAAUAGUUAAAUAGACUGCAUCAUCUGAGUCAGAAAUCUGCUUCCCCAGGGCUCAGGGUGACUUGUGUCUGUAGCAUCUACUCAGUAGAGUUGACAUGUGAUGGACCUGCAUACAUGCUGCUUGUUCCCUGCUCCCGCUCCUCUCUCUGCACCCCAGGGGCUGCCCUCUAGGGUUUCUAGCGGCUAGAUCAGCCGAGGGAGGAGAGAGGCCAGGGCAUUCCUCCCCGCCCUCCCUACUGGGCCUUGGUUUGGGCAGAGUCUGUGCCUGCGUGGGCACAGCUCCCGCUGGGCAGUCCUCCUCUGGGGCUGUCGACUCCGUUCUCAGUUCACGCCUCCCUCUCCUUGCUCUUCGGAUGCUUCACCAUCCCUAGUUGGUGUCCUUAAUUCUGAACACAUAUCUGUAAAUAGUCCCUCUAUUAAAUGUUCUUGAGUUAAUA
Leptonychotes weddellii (Weddell seal) is the source of this 7340-nucleotide messenger RNA. The record is from RefSeq and is a predicted model, not a curated record. NCBI's taxonomy places the organism in Eukaryota, Metazoa, Chordata, Mammalia, Carnivora, Phocidae.